AUGUGCCACAACACCAACAACUGGAUGGACGUUUUGCCUACGGUUCUUCUCGGCCUCCAAACAAGUUUCAAAGAAGACAUAAAAGCAACGGCAGCUGAGCUCGUGUACGGACAAACACUACAAAUCCCAAGCGAAUUCUUCAUGAAUGAGGAUCAAUCCAAGAGCCCUCACCACUCCGUAAAAAGGCUUCGUCAGCAUAUACGCAAAAUCAGGCCAGUCCCAUCGGCUCAUCAUUGUAAAAAAAAGCGCACAAAACAUUGUACACAUGUCUUCAGAGUGGAUGCAGUCAGAAAACCUUUAGAGCAAUCAUACGAAGGCCCUUAUGAAGUGCUAGAUCGACCAUCAGAUAACGUAUUCUUAGUAAACGUAAAAGGGCAACACACAUAUAUUGCAACGGAGAGAAUAAAGCCAGCCUUCUUCGAAUUGCUCAUCCCAGAAUCGAACAGUGCCAUCUCAAACCAAAAUUUGGAAACAACAGAAACCAGUACUCUAUCUACAUCAGCCGAACCCAACCCAGGACGCAAGAAACACAUCAAGAGGCCUAUUCUCCAAAAAUAUUGCAUACGAAAAUACUGGGAAACUCUAUAA
Messenger RNA from Solenopsis invicta (red fire ant), 588 nucleotides. RefSeq lists its product as uncharacterized. Bases 1 to 588 code for a protein of 195 amino acids. The transcript has a single exon. Lineage: Eukaryota; Metazoa; Arthropoda; Insecta; Hymenoptera; Formicidae. The record is from RefSeq and is a predicted model, not a curated record.